Mus musculus (house mouse) is the source of this 3176-nucleotide messenger RNA. RefSeq names its product transglutaminase 7 (gene Tgm7). The transcript is spliced from 8 exons. Lineage: Eukaryota; Metazoa; Chordata; Mammalia; Rodentia; Muridae. Bases 1820 to 3085 code for a protein of 421 amino acids. Gene Ontology annotation, molecular function: protein-glutamine gamma-glutamyltransferase activity. The record is from RefSeq and is a predicted model, not a curated record.
UGCAGUGUGUAGCUGAGUUCAUUACCUGCAUACCAACCAGUCUUUGCAAUCAUUUUAUCUUCUCUUUGAUGAAGACUAUUAACAGUGGAUACCUGAGCAUGGUGGAGCAUGCUUCUAAUCCUAGCAUUUGAGAGGUGGGAUCAGUUGGAUUAGGAGCUUCCUUGGUUACAUAGGGAGUUAGGCUAACCUACACUAGAUGAGAUCUUGCCUGAAGAGAUAGACAGACAGACAAAAUGGUGGCCAUUUGGAUAGAACAACUUGCAGUCCCUACAAAGGCAGAACCCUUCUUCCUACCACCUGCUCAGCUCAAGAUGAGUCUGCAGUGGGCCAACAGGUGGAAGAUGGAGCUUCGAGUAGGUAUAUCCCAGAUUGCCUGACCACACACAUAGACCUCCCCAAGAGACUUGACUUAUAGUUAGAGCUUUGCUGCCUUGCUAACUACCUUUUGAGGAUCAGGGGCACUUUACUCAGCUGAGUGCAUUCUCAACUGUUUAGAAUGCAGUGCCAAAUUCUUGGCCCAAGUAUCUGGAAAGAUGGAGAGCCUAGAGUACCUGUCUCCCUCAUGCAAAGCAGAGCUUCCAUGGGGCUAUCUGCUCACACCCUAUGCUAGGUGUUUGCUGAGACUCCCUAAGAGAAGGGGGUGGGACAUGGGAUGAGAACAGGCUGCUGUUUAUGGCUGACUCUCUGAGGGGAAGCAUAGUCUUACAGUUAGGUUCUGGGGCCUCAGAUGCAGAGAUAUAAAUCUGAGUAGACAUCAGGAGAUCUUAUCAGCUUACUCGUGAGGUGAGGCUGUGGCUACUCUGGCCUCCUGUAGCCCCCAUUCUGCCUUGGCCUGGAAAGUCCCCAGUUGUAGCCAGGUGGUCGUUGCGACAUUCACCCUGGACCUUCUGAUCCUAGGAAGAGCAGGAAAAGGACUAGACCUAUCACUUAGGCCCCUCUCCAAGUCCUUCUGUCCUCACAGGCCACACACAGAGUGUCGGGGAUGUUGAAUAGAGAGAGCCAUUAAUCUGCCUUUGGCUACCUGCAGGCCAGGUUUGAGUCUGUUUACCCUGCAGGUAUGUGGAAAGUCCAGGCGCAGUGCUGGAGAAGUCACCCAACUGUGACAGGUGGUUCUGAUGGGGGCUUUUCAGUGCUUGGAGACAUAAAGAUUCUUAUUCUUAUUCCUUUUACUUAAAAAUCAAGCAAGCAAACAAACAAACCAAAACAACAUUGUGACCUUCUCAGCAUCCCCAUUAGACACUGUCUGUCCUCCUAGGAAGAGUGGGUAGAACAGACGUCUUCUGAACUUACCAUACUGACAGGGGUGAGGACCUAGUCCCAAGACAUGCUCGGCUCUUGACUACACGUGGUUGUAGGCAGCUAGUAGGUGUGUAAGCAUGGGAGAAGCUUGCCUGGUUGUAGGCAGUUAGAAGGUGUGUAAGCAUGGGAUAAUGUCUGCUAUGAGCAAUCACAGCUUUACGUACCUGAGGAGCCACAAGAGGGAGCUGCUGGCUUAUCAAAGACGGUAAGCAGUUCUUUAUCUCUGCUGUCACCCACGGUAUUUCUACAGAGAAUAAAUGUUCUAUCAUAGCCACUCUCUUACUGUUUAGCUAUUUAUAUAGGAUGCAGUGCUGAGGAACGAACUCAGAACCUUGUACGUGGCGGGCCAGCACUCUGCCACUUAGCUACAUGCCCAGCCCUCUAAUUUUCAUCUUUCUUUCAACUCUUUUAAGUAGAAUGACAGACUCAGAAUUUCAGAACUGAAAGCCAGGCAGUUCAGCUCUUCACUUUCUUAUUUACAAGGAGACUAACCAAAGAAGUUAAGCCGCGUACCCCAGUAAUGAGAUGCUUAGGUGUUCCAACCCGAGUCGUUUCCAAUUUCCAUUCUGCACACAACACAGAUGGAAACUUGACCAUCGACACCUACUAUGAUCGAACCGCAGAAAUGCUGACGGCUCAGAGGCCAGACAAAAUCUGGAACUUCCACGUCUGGAAUGAGUGCUGGAUGAUCAGGAAAGACCUUCCACCAGGGUACAACGGCUGGCAGGUUCUGGACCCCACCCCCCAGCAAACCAGCAGUGGGUUGUUCUGCUGUGGCCCUGCCUCUGUGAAAGCCAUCAAGGAAGGGGACGUCCAGCUGCCCUAUGAUACCCCUUUUGUGUAUGCAGAAGUGAACGCUGAUGAGGUCGUUUGGCUUUUUGAGGGUGGCCAGGUCCAGGAGAUCCUGGCCCAUAACACCAGUUACAUUGGGAAAGCAAUUAGCACCAAGAUGGUAGGGUCAGAUGAGCGCCUGGACAUCACCAGUUCCUACAAGUAUCCAGAAGGAUCCUCUGAGGAGCGGUCUGCAUUCAUUAAGGCUUCCUGGAAAUUGCUGGAACCGAGAAGGAACGCUUCAUCUCUCCUGGAUCUCCUAGGGUCUGAGAACUUAAAGGCUAAGCCUGUGAGGCUGCAACUCCACCUGGUUAGGGCACCCAUGUGGGGCCAGGACCUGCCGCUCAUGCUAUAUGUCCAGAGGGUGCCAGUCAGAGACCAUGUUCAGGGCUCUGUCGGACUGACGGUGCGCUUUUGUGCACAGGCCCUCCUGCAUGGGGGUGGAACUCGGAAACCGUUCUGGAGACACAUAGUACACUUGAAUGUGGAUUUUGAGAAGGAGCUACAGUGGCCGUUCCUGCUGCCCUACAGCAGUUACAGGGACAAGCUGACAGAUGAAAGGCUGAUCCGUGUGGCUGGCAUCGCUGAGGUUGAAGAGACAGGGCAGUUCAUUCUGGUCCUAAAAGAUUUCUCUCUGGAGCCUCCCCACUUGUCUAUUGAGGUGUUUGAAAGGGCUGAGGUGGGCAAGGCUCUGGAUAUCCACAUCACCCUCACCAACACCCUGAUGGUGCCUCUGAAUAACUGCACCAUGGUUCUGGAGGGGAGUGGCCUCAUCAAUGGGCAGAUGACAAAAGACCUUGGGACUCUGAUGGCCGGACACACUAUCCGAAUUCAUCUGGAGCUCUACCCCAUCAAAGCUGGGCCCCACCAGCUACAAGUCCUCAUCAGCAGCAGUGAGGUCAAGGAGAUCAAAGGCUACAAGGACAUCUUGGUUGCUGCAGCUCCAGCCUCCUGAGGCCUGCCUUCCUACUGCCCUUCCCAGUGUUUGUCCCAGCCUCCCUUCCCACCCCCAGCACAGCCUCCCUUCCCACCCCUAGCACAGCCUC